UUGACAUGUCAAACGUGAAACAAGGAGCGAACACUUGACAGCUACAUUGGCGUGUUAUUUACCGCAGUAAGCCUUGUUAAAUUAAUAUAAGACAUUCUCUCGUUUGACUGGCUUUCAUGGCCACUGUUUUGUUACCGAACAGUGCGGGUAUCGUUCCAGGGCAAGUGGAGUCGUUUUAUACACCUUUCAAAGCUGCACCGUCGGGGGGAUUGCAAGAAGAUUGCGGGUUCGUUUCAAAUAUAGGGAGGAAUAUUUUUAAUGGCACCCCGACAAUCGACCACAUUCUGAUUAAAUCAGAGAUGGAGAAAUACUUGGAGCCUCAUCCACACCACGGAAUACUUGAGGACAAGAAGUUUGCAAGGGAUGGUUCCACAAUGCUCGAUCAGUCCAGCCAGGGCCAGGGUUCUCCGUACGGCCUCAACCCGAGCGUCUUCCUGCCGGAUGUCACCUACCUGCGUACAGGUCUGUGUCGGCCCGUGACGCCAGCUAUGGCCCAGAUCAAGGCAGAGCCCGUCGAGUCGGUUCUGUAUCCCAGCUGCCCCAGCUCUCUGGCCUCGGGCACCCAUCACCAUGCCGACUACACUGGCCUCUUCAGCCCCGCGUCGGACGCCGGGGGCAACAACAGCAACAACAACAGCGUGUUUGUCAAACAGGAGCCGGUGGCCCCCUCUCUCGACUUCCACGACAUCCCCCUGUUUCAGCUUUUGAACUCGGAACUGGACACGUUCGCACCCGCUAGCGCCCUGUGCUCCGACCUGCAUGGUAGCCUGUCCUCGCCAAUGUCCGCUUUUGGCCUCCACCCGGCAGACCAGUCCAUGGCCAGCAAGGCUCUGUGCGGCGGCGUCCACAGCCGCGGUUACUCGUCGUCCGCUGGCCAGUACCCCCAGCUCCAGCAGAAGCCGGGGUACCUGCCCCCGUCGCCCCCAAGUUCGGAGCCCGGUAGCCCGGACAGGUGCAAAGACCUGCUCCAGAACCUCUCCCCGCCACCAUCCUACGCCGCCAGCAUGGCGUCCAAAAUGGCCGUGCAGAGCCCCAGCCUAGCUGGCGCACCCAUGCCCACCCCAGCACCUGCAUCUGCCCAGGUCAUGCCCAUCAGGUACAACCGCCGGAACAACCCCGACCUGGACAAGCGGCGGAUACAUCACUGUGACAUACCAGGUUGUAAGAAGGUCUACACCAAGUCGUCACAUUUGAAAGCUCAUUUGCGGACGCACACGGGAGAGAAGCCGUACAAGUGCUCAUGGGAGGGUUGUGACUGGCGCUUUGCCCGCUCCGACGAGCUGACGCGCCACUUCAGGAAGCACACGGGGGCCAAGCCCUUCCAGUGUUCCGUCUGCAGCCGCAGCUUCUCGCGCUCUGACCACCUGGCCCUCCACAUGAAGAGACACCAGAACUAGCGCCCGCGGGCCGCCGCUAGCCCUAGCCCCCCUAUCUCCCGCUUUUAAUUACUCCACAGGUGGACGGGGAUGGGGGACUGGGCGUAGCUCGUUCCGCCAGGUACAAGGCUCCCCUGGCGGUAGGAGCGUUUUAAGAACAGCCGUGGUCGCCUGGACGAAAAACAAGGCGACUGCCGCGAGAACAUUGA
Molecule: messenger RNA, 1585 nt
Organism: Alosa alosa (allis shad)
Lineage: Eukaryota; Metazoa; Chordata; Actinopteri; Clupeiformes; Clupeidae
Gene: klf5b
Product: Kruppel-like factor 5b
Exons: 4
Coding region: 117-1397 (426 amino acids)
Biological process (GO): regulation of transcription by RNA polymerase II
Molecular function (GO): RNA polymerase II cis-regulatory region sequence-specific DNA binding; DNA-binding transcription factor activity, RNA polymerase II-specific
Source: RefSeq, a predicted model, not a curated record